Messenger RNA from Eutrema salsugineum, 592 nucleotides. Its product is annotated as heavy metal-associated isoprenylated plant protein 29. Lineage: Eukaryota; Viridiplantae; Streptophyta; Magnoliopsida; Brassicales; Brassicaceae. The transcript is spliced from 2 exons. Bases 63 to 527 code for a protein of 154 amino acids. Gene Ontology annotation, molecular function: metal ion binding. The record is from RefSeq and is a predicted model, not a curated record.
AAGUGUGCAUGGUUUGAGGAGUUAGAAAUUGGAAAUCUAUUAUAUAAAACGUAUAAACUAUAAUGGGUGAUCUGCAAAUCGUGCCGGCAUACAACAAGGUGGAAGCCCAGUACGUAGAAAUGAUGGUGCCUUUGUAUUCUUACGGUUGCGAGAACAAAAUCAAGAAGGCGCUUUCUAAUCUCAAAGGAAUAUAUUCAGUGAAAGUAGACUACUACAAACAGAAGGUGACGGUUUGGGGGAUUUGCAACAAGCUUGAUGUGUUAGCGAUGGUGAAAAAGAAGCGUAAAGAAGCUCGGUUUUGGAAUGCAGAGGAGAAUAAUCAAGAGAUAAACGUUGAUGAUUCCAUCGUCGUGAAAGAAGAAGACACUACUAAAACUUCAUCCGAUUCAGAGAAAUCAUCGGCGUUUUACACAUAUUCUUCGUCGCCCCCAAGAUUCGUGAUGAGACCUCCUUUGUCACUCAUUAGAACCUCUUCCUUCACAUGGAAAGCUGUGAAGAAGGUCUUCUCUAGAUCCCUUUCCUUGUGAAUCACGUUUUUAUAUGACGCUAGAAGAAAAUCACGUUACUCUCAUGGGAUCUCAUCAUUUCAAUG